Messenger RNA from Drosophila erecta, 429 nucleotides. RefSeq lists its product as uncharacterized. The coding region runs from base 1 to 417 and encodes 138 amino acids. Lineage: Eukaryota; Metazoa; Arthropoda; Insecta; Diptera; Drosophilidae. The transcript has 3 exons. The record is from RefSeq and is a predicted model, not a curated record.
AUGGAACGGAGAACUGACGAAAUUCCGGAAAUAUAUUAUUCUCAUCUCGACCGUCGUCCUGCUCGCAUCAAAAUUUGUUGUUUUGUCCCAAAUAGGUGUUUUUGGCUACUAAAAAUCACUACUCGAAUUAAUCAUGUGCUGUGGACCUUGUGGAUCGUGCUGCGGACCCUGCGGCUAUUGCUGCUCCCCCUGUGGACCCUGCUGUCGACCUUGUGGACCAUGUUGCGGUCCGUGUGGACCCUGCUGUGGACCCUGUGGACCCUGUGGACCUUGCUGCGGACCAUUUGGAAGUUGCUGCGGAGGUUGUUGGUGCUAAGUGCGCCCCACUUGCAGCCGAAUCGCUUUGUCACAUCAUUCCUCGACCACACCAUGGUUAAGCUAACACCCAGCAGUUACAAGCCACAACUAAUAUAUUGAGAUAAAACCGUA